Ilex paraguariensis (yerba mate) is the source of this 582-nucleotide messenger RNA. Lineage: Eukaryota; Viridiplantae; Streptophyta; Magnoliopsida; Aquifoliales; Aquifoliaceae. The record is from the annotation of a GenBank genome assembly.
AUGGAGAGUUGUCUAGGCUAUUUUUCUCUUUGUAUAUGUAGCUGUGCAGAGGCUGUAGUGUUUCUUCAAGACACUGGUUUUUGGCUGCAGAGGAAAACAUCAGGCAAUGGAGGCGAAAGCGGGGAAGAAGUGGGCGCUGGUUCUGGCAGCGAUGGUGGUGGGAUUCUUGAUUCUGGCCCCGGAUUGUGUGGAGUGUCAAUUUGGGAUCUUACUGCAUCCAUGCACACUCCCCAAGUGUGUAGCAGAAUGCAAGUAGAUCUUGAAGGAGAAAUUUAUGAGUGCAAGCUGUGUGACGGGCAACAAAGGAAACUUCUGUCUAUGCCUGCCUGGAGGAAAACAUCAGGCAAUGGAGGCGAAAGCGGGGAAGAAGUGGGCGCUGGUUCUGGCAGCGAUGGUGGUGGGAUUCUUGAUUCUGGCCCCGGAUUGUGUGGAGUGUCAAUUUGGGAUCUUACUGCAUCCAUGCACACUCCCCAAGUGUGUAGCAGAAUGCAAGUAGAUCUUGAAGGAGAAAUUUAUGAGUGCAAGCUGUGUGACGGGCAACAAAGGAAACUUCUGUCUAUGCCUGCCUGGGUUAAGAUCUAA